AUGUCUACACGAGAAGACGCUUCAAAAGAAGCUACCAUUGUACAACUUUUUAGUGAAAUAGAUCGUUCUACUAAUCAAGGAGAUUAUAACAAAGCACUAAAAAGCAUAAACAAGAUAUUGAAACUUAAUGCUCAAGAUUUUGACGCGAUUCAUUGCAAAGCCAUUUCUUUGAUCCGUCUUGAGAAAUACCAGGAUGCUCUCGAGUUCCUGACAAGUAAUGUGCCCGAAGAUAAACUUAUCGCUGUGAAAUCGUAUUGUCUUUAUCGGUUGAAUCAAUGGAAUGAAGUUCUGAAUCUUUGUAAAAAAUACAAGGGUAUUGAGAAUGAAGAAAUGGGUUUAAGACAUCUAGAAGCACAAGCGGCAUAUAGGAUGGAAGAAUUUUCAGACGCUUUGGAAAUUUAUUAUAAUAUUUUACAAAAAAAGGACAAGAAAGAUGACUCAUAUAAUGAUAUAUUGACAAAUUUUAUUGCUGUGAAAUCAGCAUUAUUGUUUUCUGGAGACCAGCUGAACGAAAAAUACACUUUAGCAGAUAAUGUUAGUAGCAACAGCACAUUUGAAUUGGCUUACAAUACAGCCUGUAGUAUGAUUGCUCAAGGUCUUUUGAAACAAGCUGAGAAUUUACUCAAAACCGCAAAAAUCAUAUGUCGCAAGUCACUUUCCCAAGAAGAUUAUAGUGAAAAGGAGAUUGAGCAGGAGCUUGCAACAAUAAUUAUACAGCUGGCUUACGUAUACCAACUACAAGGUAGAACUAACGAGGCAAUUGAUCUUUAUCAAUCAGUAAUUAAAUCAAAAGCUGCCGACAUGACUGUGUUAGCCAUAGCCUCGAAUAACUUGGUUGUUGCACGGAAAGAAAAUGAUGUGUUUGAUUCAGCACGUAAGUUGCGUGCAGCAUCAGCAAAAACCUUAGAAACGAAGUUGUUUAAAGUCCAACGACAAGCUAUUGCCAUUAAUGAGGCCUUGCUAUCUCUCUACAUGCAUAAGUAUUCAGUUUGUCAAGAUACAGCCCGCAAAUUACUACAAAUUUAUCCAAAGAAUGAUUAUCUUUACGUCUUGCUCUCUUCAAUUCCAUAUCGACAAAAAAAGCCCACUAAAGCCGUUCAGGAAUUACAAGAAUACGCACAAGCUAAACCCACCUCCUUGCCAAUAAAUUUCGCACUGAUACAGCUCCAGCUAUUACAAACAAAUAUUCAAGGGUCAAUAACAACACUAGAAAAGUACCUCGAGUCACUUGAAGAUGAAAGUGCGAGAUACCAGCCUGCUUUGGUUGGACUUUUAGUCUGGCUUUAUGAGAAGUCUGGACAAUCAGAUAAAUCUGUGCAUGUUUUGGAGAAAGCAGGAUCUUAUUCAAAGAGUGAUGUUACGUCGGUGCAAAGUUCUUCGAUAUUAAAACAAACGGCGGCAUUUAAACUUAAAGCAGGCCGCUUUUCUGAGGCGGCACAAGAUUACGAACAACUUGUGAAGGCUAAUCCCGAGGAUUCGCAAGCAUUAGCCGGACUUAUUAUUGCAUAUUCUCAAUAUGAUGUUUCUUUGGCUGAGAAAUAUGAGAGCUCAUUAGCAACUAUCAAGCAUUCAAAAAAUAUCGAUGUUGAUUUUCUUGAGAAAAAUAUUCCCGGCGUGAAGAGGUAUAAAAAACCUGAUGCUAAAAGUGAUAAUAUGGGGAAAUCAUCAGUUAAGAAAAGAAGAAAAAGAAAACCACUAUUGCCCAAAAAUUUUGAUCCUAACGUUCCACCAGAUCCUGAACGGUGGUUGCCUAAACGAGAACGCUCAAGCUACAAAGUAAAAGGAAAAAGAAAACAACAAUUAAUGAAAGGAUCACAAGGUGUCGCUGUUGCAGGUGGAGGAAUUGGUGGAACUGGGAGUGCGAAUAUUGCGGGAAAAAGUCCAAACGCUGGAUCACCUCAACAGAAUGUUGUAAAUCAACCCAAUCAACAAGAACUUCAAAGUAAACCCAAGAGCGGUGGCGGUGAUAAAAACAGAAAGAAGAAAAAGAAGGGAG
Ambispora leptoticha is the source of this 1996-nucleotide messenger RNA. Lineage: Eukaryota; Fungi; Glomeromycota; Glomeromycetes; Archaeosporales; Ambisporaceae. The record is from the annotation of a GenBank genome assembly.